This is a messenger RNA of Vigna angularis (adzuki bean), 5393 nucleotides long. RefSeq names its product pentatricopeptide repeat-containing protein At3g02650, mitochondrial. The transcript has 3 exons. Gene Ontology annotation, molecular function: protein binding. The record is from RefSeq and is a predicted model, not a curated record. Bases 150 to 1796 code for a protein of 548 amino acids. NCBI's taxonomy places the organism in Eukaryota, Viridiplantae, Streptophyta, Magnoliopsida, Fabales, Fabaceae.
UUUAGAAGAAAUAGGCGAAGUGGUUCAAAACGGCGUCGUAAUAGUGUAAAGACACAUGGAAGUUCAUAAUUUUAGGUUUAAUCUUCUGUGAAGACGAGGAAGAAGACAGUGGAAGAAAGCAUCACAUUAACACAUUCUGCAGAAGAAGAAUGUGGACGCGGAUACUUGCCCGAGCAACACGUUCCGUAGCUGGUGCUCGCAACUGCUCAUCAAUUCACCAACGCAUCUCUAACCCUAUCUUUUUCAAAAUCCCCAAAUCAAGUUUCCCUCAAAUUCUCAACAACCCUCGAUUUUUCGCCACCGAUUCCACGCUCACCGUCGAUGAUGAGCUCCCACAGCUCUCACCGGAUUCUUCAGAAAACGGCGGUGACAGACAGCGCGUAGACGAAGGAGACACUUAUGUAGAAGAAGACACUUAUGUAGAAGGAGACAUGUACGAGAUUGACGUGGACAAGUUGGAGAGUGUGCUACGUCUUCUUCAAACGAGUGCUGAUGGGUCCUUUGAGUCGUGUUUGGAUGACAUGGAUUUGACUCUGCAUCAACAAUUGGUGACAAAAGUAAUCGAAAAUCCGCUUGUUUUGGGUGAGAAUCUGAUAAGGUUUUUCAGAUGGGCAUGGAGUGAGAGAUCAUUGGAGGUGACCACCCCAAUGGUGGAGUCUCUUGUUUUGGCCAUAUGUGGAAAUGAUGUGAGGAAGAAAGAGGCGUACUCGCUGUGGGAUUUGGUUAAGGAGAUUGGAGAGAAGGAGAGUGGAAUCCUCAAUGUGAGGAUUCUCAACGAUUUGAUACUUUGCUUCUCGAGGUUGGUGAAAGGGAAAGCUGCAUUGGAGGUGUUUGAUAAAUUUGAGGCCUUUCAGUGUGUGCCGGAUGCAGACACGUAUUACAUCACAAUCGAGGCGCUUUGUCGGCGGCGUGCUUAUGAUUGGGCUUGUGGGGUUUGUGAGAAGAUGGUUGAUGCACAGGCGUUGCCUGAUGGCGAGAAAGUUGGUGUCAUUUUGUCUUGGUUGUGCAAGGGCAAGAAGGCUAAGGAGGCCCAUGGAGUGUAUGUGGUGGCAAUGGAGAAAGGGAAACGGCCACCGAUGAGUACGGUUAGCUUUUUGGUUGGCAAGCUCUGUGGAGAAGAUGAAACUGUGAAAUGGGCUUUGGAUAUGUUGGAGGAUAUCCCUGAGGAGAACAGGGAGCGUGCAAUAAAGCCGUUUAUGGCGGUUGUUCGGGCAUUGUGUAGGAUUAAGGAAGUUGAUAAAGCCAAGGAGUUAUUGGUAAAGAUGAUUAAGGAUGGGCCGCCGCCUGGGAAUGAUAUUUUCAAUUUCAUUGUCACAGCUUAUUCAAAGGCUGGUGAAAUUGGGAAAGCUGUGGAGACCAUGAAGCUGAUGGAAAGUAGGGGUUUGAGACCGGAUGUGUACACUUAUACUUCUCUUGCUAGUGGUUAUUCAAAUGGUGGGGAGAUGGAGGAGGCUCGGAAGAUCUUGGCAGAAGCGAAAGAGAAGCAUGUUAAGUUGGGCCCCGUGAUGUUUCACACCCUGAUUCGUGGAUAUUGCAAGUUGGAACGGUUUGAUGAGGCUUUGAAUUUAUUCUCAGAGAUGAAAAAUUAUGGCGUUCGCCCCAAUGUGGAUGAGUAUGAGAAGUUGAUACAGUCUCUCUGCUUGAAGGCUUUGGAUUGGGAAACGGCGGAAAAGCUACUUGAGGAAAUGAAAGAUAAUGGUUUGCAUCUCAAGGGCAUCACGAGGGGUUUGAUUAGAUCUGUGAAGGAGUUGGAGAAGGAGAUUGUGGAGGGUGAGAGCAUUACUGCAGUGGCGUAAACAUAGUUCACUGUUUCAGGUUAUGUUUGAUCAAAAAAGACGAAACUCUGGUUUGUUAAAUUGGGUAUGGAGCUAUGAGCUUAGCAUUCUGCAUACUUAAUUUUCACAUUCCAAGUCAACACGCAUUGACAAAAGUAUUCAACCUCAUUUUCUCCGUCAUCAACUGCCUUCGGUUGAGUUAGCCUUCCUUAUAGUUUAUUUCAGUGUCAGUCUCCUCCGAAACUUGGUCUUCAUGUUGUAUGGUGACAUUAUUUUACAAUCUAACUGUAGAUGUUGUUCCAUCUUAGCUUUGACUAUAUUUGCUGCAUUCGGAACGUGGUCAUCUUGGUUUGGAAGGACCAAGACUUAGGUAUUAGAUCAAUCUAAUUUUAGCUCUCAGUUUGUGCAGACAACUUCUAUAGCCGAGUACUUUCACAAAUUGCUACCUUGAACUCUGCUUUCUAUGUUCUCAAAGCACUACUCGUGUGCAACUAAAAUGUUGCUAAAAAUCAAAUCUGACCAUUUGGAAAACACUUUGGGUUUAGGUAUGAAUACCAAAGGUUUUAUUCCCUCUAACAAUCAAUUUAUGUUGGUUGAGUAUGUCUGAAAUAUCCUUUUUAAGGAAGACAAAUCAUUCAAUGAGAAUUAGACAACAGCACAUAACUUAUAAGGAAAGAAAACAAUAAACAGAUAUUUCUGGAGGCUAAAUUAACAUUCAAAACCAAACGCUUGAAGUCCGCAGAGGUCAAACAAUUAAAAAAUUGAAGUGUGCCCAAUUACCUGUUGGAUUGGAAUCUAACAUCAGAAGCACGUUUUGUUUGUUCAAUUCUAUUUUUCGAUUACGAAAAUUGAAUAGGUAACUCAGGUCAAGGAAUCCCGAUCAAACAUAAAUUUAAAAAAAAAAAACAAAAACAGUAGUUUCCAGAUCAUACGUAAACAAAUUACGUUGUCAUAUAAAUAUGAAGAAGCCGUGCGUCUUGCACUUAUAUGCAUCUGGAAUCAAAGGCUCAAUAAUAAACCAAAAAAAAUCCCAAUGUUCACGUUUCACAUACUGUUACUCUGAAGUAAAACAUAUUCCACGAAAAGAAAUAGAGAACAUACAAAUUGAAAUCCUUGCUUUUAGUCCUAGCUGAACUGUUUUCAGUAGUAGUAUUUGGUAUCAAUAUCAUCAUUAAUAAACAAGACAACAUCAUUUAUUGAGUUAGCAAAUAUGUUAAAGAAUGAUAUGUCGAAAUGCGUUAGUGUGGACUUUAAUUUGUUCUAGCAGCCAUCACUCCAUAUGACACACAACAGACCAAAGAAUUCAAAAUUUAAAAAAACUCUUUAUUCCAUUGAAGCUAUUGACAAUAUCAUAACGCCAAGUUCCUCAUCUAUCUGCUAUCAGAAAUUUGGCUGACAGAUCUAGACUGUUCAAGCUCAUCAGAGGGAUCCCAAUCCAUCGUAGAGGAUUGAAUCUUGGACAAAGUCAUGAAAACCUCAGAAAUCUGUGGUCUUGCAUUGAGGUCACGAGCAACACAGCGUUUGGCAAGUUCAGCCAUGGAAUAAGCCAGUUCCAAAGGAUAUUCAUCUCUCAGAUUUGGAUCCAUGAAACCUCGAAGUUUCUCUCUAACGUUCUCUCCUUCAAGCACCUGAUUCACAGUCAGCGACAGCAUCUGCUCCCCAGAUCCAUUCUUAACCCCACCAACAGCCUCUCUCCCUGAAAGAAGCUCCAAAAGCACAACUCCAAACGAAAAAACAUCCAUCUUUGGAGUAAUCAAACCAUUCUCAAUGUACUCAGGUGACAUGUACCCUUGAGUCCCCACCACAUGCCUUGUCAAUUGAAAUCCCCUGUCAUCCCCUUCACCCUCCACCGCUCUCGCCAACCCAAAAUUCGAAACCUUUGCCCUGAAAUUCCCAUCUAAAAGCACGUUCCCACUCUUCAAAUUCUUAUGCACAUGAGGAGGACUGGUAUAGUUAUGAAGAUAAUUAAGAGCGUCAGCAACAUCAUGAGCAAUAUGAACCCUCUGCACCCAACUCAGAGACACCGAAUUCUCGUACUUCUUAUUACCACUAUGCAGCCAAUUUUCGAGAGAAUCAUUCUCGGCAAACUCGUACACCAGAUAGGUGUCACCUUUGUGAACACAAAAACCCGACAAUCUUAUAACAUUGAAGUGGUUAAUCCUCUUGAGAAUGUUGAUCUCACUCGACACAUCCCCUUUGAGAAUCUUAACCGCAGCAUAAUCACCCUUGAAUGAAGCCCUAUAAACAGAACCCUUGAUUUUGUUCUCUUCACUGAAGAACACUGUCGCCGUCUGCAACUCCUCAAACUUGUACACGCUCAACGACUCGAUCGCGUAACGAAUCCCUUCCGAAGAAAGAGACCACGACUGCGACGUCGGAAGAGUCAUUUCGUUGCUCUGUUUCUGGGUGGGGCCCGAGAAAGCCUUCGCUGCCGGAGUCGGCGAUGGCUGUUGUACCCGUCGCUGCCGAUAGAAACAGAAGAAAAAUAGAGCAGCGCAGACAAGAAGCAGCACAACAACCCCAACCACGAUUCCGAUAAUGACCCAUUUCUUGGAAGAGUCCGAGUCUUCCUCCGCCGCCGGAGGCGGCGGUGACGGGGAGUCGUUCGGGGGAGCCGCUGCUCUCAGUAAAUUCGUUGGCGGCUCUGUUUUUAGAGGAAUUGAAAUCGGCGUGAAGUAGAAAAUAAAGGAGGUAUCAGAAAGCUCGUUUGCUUCGAGGAUGCUCUGUUGGUCAAUACCAAAGAUUUCAGCGAUGGAAGAAACCGUUUCUCCUUGAGAAACCAAGUAAGUGAGCAAGUACUUGAACCCUGCUUCGCUCUGUUUCUGGGUGGGGCAGGCACAUCUUAGAGGCACGUGGAGGUCGAGACCCGCAACGAGGUCACGUUCACCGUAGGUGUUUUGGUCCAUGAGAGCCUGACACGUGGUGAGGGACUGGUAUGUGUUGUUGGCGAUGGAGAAGUAGGUUUCGCCCUGUACUUUGAUGUUGUAAGAGGCGUUGUGCUGAUAGUAGAGGCCGGAGCAGGAGCAGUUGAUGGGAACGGUGAUGAGGGUUUCGGCGGGGAUGGAUUGGACAUCUGUGAUGUUGUUUGCGGCGGCCAUGGCGGAGGUGCUGGAAUUGAGGAGGUAAGAGAUGGAGAUAGAGGUGGUGUAAUCUGGGAGGGAAGAUUUGAAGGUGAGGUAGGAUGCGCAUGAUGGAACACUGUUGCAGAGGUUGCCAUUUGUGGCGUUGGUUUCGUGCUGGGAGCAAUUUAGUUGUUUGUUGUUGACGUACUCUUGUUGGGAUUCAGAUUUUGGGAUGGAGGAACAGAGGAGGAGCACCAGUGAUACGGCGGCUACGGGCCACACCCCGGUGGCCAUUUUUGAGUGGUGAAGAAAAACAAAAAAAAAAUGAGUGCUUUCUUGAUUUGGAGGGUAUGUUGAGCUUAAAUUCAAAGAACGCGUUACUCUGUGUUAUCAAGUUUCAAUUUUUUGUGUUGCAAACAAAAAACCGUAUGGAAUGGGGUGGAGACCCGGUCAAACUCGUUUUGUUUUUGGAAUUUUCCACCUUUGAAAUGCUGUGCUUAUUUUUACUGAGAUUCACAUUAAUGUUCACUUUGAAUAAUUGUUCUUUCGGGUAAAA